This is a messenger RNA of Engraulis encrasicolus (European anchovy), 1224 nucleotides long. RefSeq names its product gap junction delta-2 protein-like. Gene Ontology annotation, cellular component: connexin complex. The coding region runs from base 1 to 1224 and encodes 407 amino acids. Gene Ontology annotation, biological process: cell-cell signaling. NCBI's taxonomy places the organism in Eukaryota, Metazoa, Chordata, Actinopteri, Clupeiformes, Engraulidae. The transcript is spliced from 5 exons. The record is from RefSeq and is a predicted model, not a curated record. Gene Ontology annotation, molecular function: gap junction channel activity.
AUGGGGGACUGGUCCAUCCUGGGCCGUUUCCUGGCCGAGGUCCAGAACCACUCGACGGUGAUCGGCAAGAUCUGGCUGACGGUGCUGCUGAUCUUCCGCAUCCUGCUGGUGGCGCUAGUGGGCGACGCGGUCUACAGCGACGAGCAGUCCAAGUUCACCUGCAACACCCUGCAGCCCGGCUGCAGCAACGUCUGCUACGACACCUUCGCGCCCGUCUCACACCUGCGCUUCUGGGUCUUCCAGAUCAUAAUGGUCUCCACGCCCUCCAUCUUCUACAUCGUCUACGUGCUGAAUGAGGUGGCCAAGGAUGAGAAACUGGAGAUAGAGAUGGCAACGCGAGAGGAGGAGGAGGAGGAAAAGGAGGAGGAGGAGAAGGAGAAGAGGAAGGUGAUGACAUCAACCAGGCUUCCCAUCUGUGACGAUCGUCCCACAGCAGGAGAGGAGUGGGAGGAGGAGACGCGGGGUGAUCCUGAGGGCGAGUGUGUGGAGCAGAGAGCCCUGGAGGAGGUGAGGGAGGAACACCAGGGGAAGGAGGAGGUGCAGGGGGUGAGGAAAGACCCCACGGAGCUCUCCAACCAGGUCCUCCUCAUCUACAUCAUCCACGUGGUGCUCAGCUCCAUCAUGGAGAUCUCCUUCCUGGUUGGCCAAUGCUGUCUGUUUGGCUUUGAGGUGCCGCAGCUGUUCUGGUGCAAGACGUACCCGUGCCCCAACCGCACGGCCUGCUUCGUGUCGCGCGCCACCGAGAAGACCAUCUUCCUCAACUUCAUGUUCAGCAUCAGCCUGGGCUGCUUCGUCCUCAACAUGGUGGAGCUGCACUACCUGGGCUGGGUCUACAUCUUCCGGGUGCUCUCCUCCUCCUCCUCCGCCUCCACCUGCUCCAGCCUCUGUGCCCCGCCGCCACCGCCCAUCCUGAGCCCCCCGGAGCCAGAGAGGCUGGGAGUGCACCAGCACCAGCACCAUCCUCUGUGCCUCAAGCACUCUCUGCAGGGCAGGGUGGUGCUGCAGGCCCCUGUCCCCAUGCCCGUGGUCCAGACGAGAAGCUGCUCCUCCAUGACGACACCACCACCAGGUGCCAACCCCAGGCACCCUGUCCCCACCAUCUCAUUUCAGUCAGACGCCACGCUGCAGUGCAGAUCCAUACAGAGGGUGGAUGAGCGGGAGAAUCGCAAGGGCCCGGGGAGACUGGCCAUGUUGGGCCGUGGUGGUGGAAGAUCCUGGCAAUGA